Molecule: messenger RNA, 618 nt
Organism: Aspergillus pseudoviridinutans
Lineage: Eukaryota; Fungi; Ascomycota; Eurotiomycetes; Eurotiales; Aspergillaceae
Product: HD domain-containing protein
Exons: 3
Coding region: 1-618 (205 amino acids)
Source: RefSeq, a predicted model, not a curated record
AUGGCCCCAUCAACGCCCCUCCAAAAAGCCAACAACCUCAUCGCCUGCCUUGAAAAGCACGGCCAAGGGGAUUAUAUAGGCGAAUCCAUCAGCCAGCUCGAGCACUCUCUCCAAGCCGCCCACCAAGCAAAGAAAGCAGGAGCAACCGACGAACUCAUCCUCGCCGCACUCCUCCACGACAUCGGCCAAAUCGUCCCCCUCGAUUCCACGCGUGAGAUCCAACUCCGCAUGCAGACGGCAAACAACAACCAGUCCGUCGGCCGCAUCGGCCACGAGACCCUUGGCGCCGAGUACCUCCGCGCGUUGGGUUUCAGCGACACAGUCUGCAGAUUAGUCCGGAGCCAUGUCCCCGCGAAACGAUAUCUCACGGCUGUGGAUGGCGCGUACUACGAUUCGCUGUCGGCUGCGUCGAAGAAGUCGCUGGAGUUCCAGGGGGGUCCGUUUAGCGGGGCGGAGCUGGCAGCGUUUGAGGCGGAUCCGCUGCGCGAGGAGAUGGUCAAGUUGAGGCUUUGGGAUGAUGAGGCUAAGGUUCCGGGGAUUGAGGGUUUGACGCCGCGCGCGGGGGAGUAUCUGGGGAUGAUUGUGGGGCAUUUGGAGAGGGUGGCAGGAGGUGACUAG